CCUCAGAGCAAGCCUAGCAUAGGAACCCGAGCGUCGGCUAGAGAGAGCAGCUCUGUGCUCAGUCCCACUCGUCUGGCUGUCCUUCACCCAAGCAGCUCAUAUCAUCAAGACGACAAACAACUCAGAGGGGUCUGAAAGAGCCACCAACUUGCGUCCACAUCCACGUCACUUUUAACUAUGAAUCUUGAGCCUCCAAAGACAGACAUCAAAUCGGCCACCCGGGUAACGGGCGGCCCUGCCACACCACGCAAGGGCCCGCCGAAGUUCAAGCAGAGGCAGACUCGCCAGUUCAAGAGCAAGCCCCCAAAGAAGGGGAUCCAGGGCUUUGGCGAUGACAUCCCUGGAAUGGAGGGCUUAGGCACAGACAUCACCGUCAUCUGCCCCUGGGAGGCCUUCAAUCACCUGGAGCUCCACGAGCUGGCCCAGUAUGGUAUCAUCUAGGGCCUCCGUCUGAGGACGCACAUCCUCUGUGCGUUCAAGCCCACAUCCAUCUCCUUCGGGCCGGCCUCCACUACCCCGUCACCUGGGAUGGACUGGAACUGUCCGCAGUAAAGAACUACAACACUGACAAAAAUAGAAAAAAGCUGAAAAAGAUGCACAAAAAAUUACUGUCUCUCUUUCCAAACUGGUUUCUUAUUUUAUUUCUGCAGUCUCAGUUCACAUAUAACUCAUCUGCCAUGUUUAGCAAUCCAUCUCUGGGACUUAAGAUCUGCAUUCAGACAUCCAGCAGGCCUCUCCCUCCUCUUUGCCCCCCUCUCUCCCCCCU
Messenger RNA from Hypomesus transpacificus, 766 nucleotides. It is a transcript of the gene pde6gb, whose product is annotated as phosphodiesterase 6G, cGMP-specific, rod, gamma, paralog b. Gene Ontology annotation, biological process: visual perception; positive regulation of G protein-coupled receptor signaling pathway; positive regulation of epidermal growth factor receptor signaling pathway. The coding region runs from base 178 to 441 and encodes 87 amino acids. Gene Ontology annotation, cellular component: photoreceptor outer segment membrane. The transcript has 4 exons. Gene Ontology annotation, molecular function: 3',5'-cyclic-nucleotide phosphodiesterase activity; cGMP binding. Lineage: Eukaryota; Metazoa; Chordata; Actinopteri; Osmeriformes; Osmeridae. The record is from RefSeq and is a predicted model, not a curated record.